Molecule: messenger RNA, 9205 nt
Organism: Folsomia candida
Lineage: Eukaryota; Metazoa; Arthropoda; Collembola; Entomobryomorpha; Isotomidae
Product: mediator of RNA polymerase II transcription subunit 12
Exons: 21
Coding region: 623-7951 (2442 amino acids)
Biological process (GO): regulation of transcription by RNA polymerase II
Cellular component (GO): mediator complex
Molecular function (GO): transcription coactivator activity
Source: RefSeq, a predicted model, not a curated record
AAUCUCGAUUUCUAUUUAGUAGGAAAACCCAGCCUAAUAAAAAUUUAAUUAUUUUUAGUAUGUCGUUCUUACAAUUAAAUUUUAAUUAAGGAUUAAAUUAGGGGGUAAAAUUGUGUGUGUAAUUAGUUAAUUAAAUGGGUGGGGAAGAGGGUAAAGAUCUAUAUUAUGUGGGAAGGAGUGGUGGGUUAUUUAUUAUUCUGAUUUAAUCGGAAAAGAGGAAAUCACGGCAGGAUGGAAAUCUUGUUGUUAAAUUUAACUAGUGAUUAAGUAGGGAUUUAAUUAGUUAAGCUAAUAAUGAGGUAAAUAACAUCACUGGAAUGAAAAGGUUGUGAAAAAAGCUAUUAAAAAAAUUUUGUGGCCAGUUUGCAAUUGUUUGUGUCUUAUUAUCAAAAGAACUGACGACGACGAAAAAAAGUUAAUUAUUUUAGUAGAAAUUGAAGAAGUAUUUAAUUCAAGUUGGUUGUAGUGAGAUGUGUCAUAAAAGAAGAUAUAGCUAAUUAGUAGUGGAUAGUUGAAGGGAGGCUGUUAAUUGAUUAUUUUACUACUAUUUUUAACCCCGAUCUCUUAAUCUCUUCUCUUCUUGCCGGUGAGCUAGACUCAUUAAAAACAACCCAGCAAUAAAAUGAUGGCCAGCACGAUGAUAUUCUCUCACGAGAAGAGGCCUUUAAAACGGCCGAAGCUUGGACCGCCGGACGUUUAUCCGCAGGAUCCGAGACAGAGAGAGGACGAGCUAACAGCGGUCAACGUAAAACAAGGAUUUUCACAUAUACCUCAACUCUCUGAUGAAUUCGGAACUGCAAAAAACUGUAAUAUUAGCACAGCGAAGCUCGGAGCCUUUAUGAACGGUGCUCUCUCCAAACGUACCGAAGCUAACACGUUUCCCGACACUGGAAAGCGAAGAUUACAAGUAAAUACCAAAGAUCACUUUUGGCACGUGACCCACACUCCGCGACACAAGACGGUGCUGGAGGCUUGGAUGCGUGACCUAGCAGGGGGCAAACCUCUCUCCGCCAUUGCGAAAAAAGUCCCCAUCUUUAACAAACGGGAGGAAAUCUUCCUAACUCUGGCAGAACACCAUGUGCCCAUGAUUCGUGCCGGAUGGUUCCUCAAAAUGACAGCAUCCUACAAUUCUGCCAUUUCGGAGGCUAAGACAAAAAAGAGGCAGAUGCCGGAUCCCUCGCAAGAGUGGACAAUUUCCUUGGCUCGCUGCUGUAAAGACAUCCUCCUCCGCGUCUCUGACUGGUACAAUGGUGGCACCGGGGCAAUUUCUCUCCUCAACUCGACGUCCUCUAGUACGAGCAGCAGUACGACGGGUGGACCACCAUCCGUGGGAUCUCUAGCGUCUCCUCUUAGCAAUUCAAUCAACGGCCCAAAUCCAACCAGUGGUUCGAACGCGUCCUCGUCAACUCCAAUUCAAGGACUGUCAGACGACGGAAGUGUGAGCUUGAAACAGUGGCUUUACUGCAUGGACUUGGCCAAGUAUAUGUACGAGGAGGGCCUCCUCGAUCGAUACGAAUGGCUAAUCUGGGUAAUCGACAUGUGCGACAAGACAAAAUCAGUCGAUGACGCUGGGUGGAAAGCCCUCCUCCCCGUCAUGCUCUCCUUCCUGCCCGACAUUGCCCAGUCCGAACUGCUCGCUCGACGGUUGGCUACCCUCUCGGCGCGAAAACUGUCCUCCAUAUUCACCGAUGCAGACUUUAUACCUCCCCCGGGAUCCAGCCUCGACCAACUUGGACCGCCUUCAGGGCUAAUAGAGCGACUAAAGUGUCCCACCCACCGUCCCACCGUGCUCGGGCUAUGCUCCGCUAUUCAAGUCGUUCUCAUGGAGUGUCCCUCCGCAAUGGUGUUCAAUGGGAAUCCGAUGGCGCCACAGAGCGAGAGUGGGCGAAAUUCUGUCCCGGGUGGCUCUCCUCUCGACAUUUUACCUCUUCAGCCUUCCAUCUUUCCAAUGCCGAAUCGCGCAAAUAAUUCCUUAAUCCGCGCCCAACUCAACGAUGCGGAGGAUUCUGUAGUGCUGCGAAGCCGAGCGGUGGAAGCCAAGUGGAGUUGCGACGAGUGGCAGCAAAGUUCAGCAGGGUCGAUUCUGCAAAAAGUAUUGGCCACUCUGGAGCCCUUGGAUAAACAUAAUUUUGACAAAAUUGACAGUUCGAAUUCGUUGGAUACCUUGUACUCACAAAUAUUUACGUGCCCUCCGGUAAAGGAGGAUCCCGUCGAGGCGGACGCUCCAAUUAUUCUACUUCUUUGCAAGUGGGCCGUGGGGAGUCAGAGAACUGGGGAGCAUCGUGCCCUUGUGGUGGGCAGAUUAUUAGAGCAUCGUCAAGCAGACGUGUUAUCUUCUUCAGGUGGUGGAAGCGGAGGUGGAAGUGAAAUCGAGUCGAAUCCAGCGUCAGAUACGAAUAAUUUGGGAAUGAAUAUCAAGAGUGAGAGUCCGAGUGAUACUAAUGGCGAGAGAGGAGAUGGCAGCAUGAUGGACGUUGAUAACGCCGACGGGUCAAACUCCAAUUCGAAUUCGAGCAAUAUUAAAAUUGUGAAUGGGUUGAGUAAUUCCGGAAAAGGGGGAGAAGACCAAAAUGAAGACGGGUUUCCUAACGGGCUGCCAAUUUUUCAUAAUUUAUUGUUGGGAUUUUUGGAUACCGAUGCGCCAAUUUUGGACGAAUCCGUACGUCACAGUAAGCGAAUGUUUGCCUCUCUCGUCAACCUAUUUUCUUCCCUGAUUCGCCACGACGUCUUCUCUCAUGACGCCUACCUCUGCACUCUCAUUGCUCGCGGCGACCUCUCCAACUUCCCUCCUCCAUCAGGCCCCUCGGGAAGUUCGGGGGGAUUGGCGCCACCAUCCUCUGUCCAACCCAUUCCCUCCGUCGCCACGCCAGGCCCUCUUUCCCAACAAGGUGGCCCCGCUACGCCCGCCUCUGUCUCGUCUGGGCCUUCAACCACCCCUCACCACGACACGGAUGGACCCCUAUUCCCACCACUCCCCCGCAUGACCGAAAUUCCUCGCCAAUCUGACUUUGACGACCCCAACAUUGACGACGACCUGGAUCGAAUACUCCAACACAUCACGCAAGAUCAGAUGGAGCGGGAUCAAGUCGAUUCACCCAAAGACGACUCUGGCACAUCUGCCACUGGGGCUUUUGGCUCCAUCACGCCAAACGCACAUGGCGGUGGUGGUAGUGGUGGCGGCGGGGGUGGUCAAGCUCCACUCUCCAACUCGACAAACAGUUCGGACCAAGUGAACUCGAAAGUUGGCCAAUCGGAGGGUCGUCAUCGUCAAUAUGUAACCAAUUUCCAGCUUCCUCAGGACGACAAUUAUGCCCAUGAAGCUAACCAACGACACAUUCUGCUCUACGGGGUCGGAAGGGCGAGAGAAGAGUCGAAACAUGCAGUGAAAAAAGUGUCACGAGAGUUGAAUAAAUUGUUCAGCAAGAAAUUCUGCCAUGACGUGAAUGAUGGAAGCCGAGUGAAGAAACAUUCCAAGAACGAGGUGAAUCUGGAAGGUUUGACCGGAAAGUAUUGCGCGUUGCCGUACUAUGAUCAGCACGCGGUGACUUGUUCUUUUGGGGGAACGGUGGUGGAAAUGUUUACCACGUUUGUGUCUGGUCGGAACAGUUAUCUCCCGACUGUGGAACACAUCGGCUACUUGGCCGACUUGAUGGAACUUGGACUGAAUUAUAUCGGCCUGUUGGAAAUGUGCGUUGGGAUUUUGCGCGAGCUGGCGGCCGUUGAAGUUUUGCUGAGCCAAAGGGCGAGUUCGUUGGGGGGCGUGUACACAACCAACAUGCAGCUUCAGUUGGUCGCUGUUCUGAGGAGAUAUCAUUCCUGUCUUUUGUUGGAUGGAGAGAUGACCAUGAUGGCAUGGGAGAGUUUAGUCGGCCUACUCCGCAGGAUAAAUUCGACUCACGAAUGUUCCUCCGCGGAACGCUGCGUGCUCGCCUAUAUCACCGAGUUGCAGUCCUGCUGUGGGUUUCUGAGGGCUAAAAGCGUCACGGAAUACUUGUCCCCGGUCGCGGCGAAGUUAAGGCAAUCAUUGUGCAAUGAUAUUCGUCCAGCCGACCCUUCCUCGCACAAUUGGAAUCAAUCCUUUAUGACAGAGUGUCUUGAAUUUCCAAAGAAAAAGGUUGAGGCGUCCAUUCUUCGACAAUUGAGUGAUGUGACAAGCUCCUCCUGCCGCUACAGUUUCGUAUGCAAUGCUGUUCUGGCCAUUUGCAAUGAGGCGGACGCCGAUAGACUGAACGAUUUGUCGUCGUUGUGUGCCGAAAUGACGGCGGCGUGUCCUGCUCUUGCGGCGGAAUGGUUGGGUGUUCUGCAGACGUUGUGCAGCCCGUCGAGUUCUAGGCACAGUCCACUCUAUGCAGAUAUCCUGUCAGCCGUGGAUGUAAAACAUUUGAGCAUCCAUUCCAGUUUGGCAACGUUGACUUCUCUCUUAGUGGCGAGGCAGUGCUUUUCAUUAGAGGACUUUGUGAAGCAGGCGGUCUUCUCGUUGUUAAAGGCGUGGAAUGAGGGCCGCGGUCCAGGGUACGAUCCGGACACGGAAGCCGGUGCGAGACUGACUUGUCAAUUGCUCCUCAGCCUGUUCAAGACGCAGGAGGGUGGCAACAUUUCAAACUCGUCGUCCUCCUCCUUCUCCAACAUACUUAAACUCAGUUGCGAUCGGAGGUUGUUAUCCGCGACGCACAAGACGAUCACUUUGGGCGCAGUGUGUGCCGCUUUGAAGGCAAUGCUACUUCUGGCGGAUGCAGCAGGGACGGGAGAUCGAAGAGGGAGACCGGGUCAUGGAGAACUUAGCAUUAGUCAUAUACUUGGGACGUCAGAUGCCCCCUCGGCAGAUAGGAAUGAUAUUAUUCGCGGCGAACCUCGUACUCUGACAAGUUUCGGGUACAGUGCUCUCCAACAAAUGUGUUCCGAACCAUGGGUACGGGUCCGAUGUUUGCAACAAAUGUCCGAAUUAUGGAACGCUGAGACGUUGCUUGAUCCCAUGGUGUCACCGAAGCAAGCGCAACGCCUCCUCCACCUCAUCUGUUACCCGGAAGUUCCCCUGCAAGAGGACGGACUCGACCCAAGGACGCAUAUUCCUCGCCUCAUGGAAAAUCUAGACCAGUGGAAUUUAAGGGAGGCCUUGUUGACGUUGACGUUACAGAACAAGCAAUUAACAAACAAUAGUUACAAUGGAGGAAAUUCUGUCGAGCACGGGAAUUGGUUGGACAUUGUGGCCCGUGCUGCCUUAGACGUGUUCAACCUCGGAGGCAACGAUGGUCACGACUACAUGUUGACGGCCGCAACCUCUGUAACGUCACCUACGCCUGGGAAGAGUCCUCGAAGUGGGAAAAAGGCAUCGACUCUCGACACCGUGGCGAAAACGCCGCCAUCCGGAGGGAAUUUAAUCUUGGGUGGUGGUGGAGGAAAUCCGCUCUCUGGAAAUCCACCCUCCGUGUCGAGCAGUGGGUCUGGGAGUAGUUCGAGCUCAAGCAGCGAGUGUGGGAGUAGUGUGGAUGAAAAUAACAAAGGGACGGGGAAGUCACCCAGCCGAUCUGGGAACGAGAAACAGGCAGAGGAACCGAUUGAAAUCAUUACGUGUGGUUGGAAUCCAACUGCGGCGUGGCUUUUGGCCCCACUCAUGACAAAGUUGAGCUCUGCGGUUCAAGGGAGGGUGCUGCGACAUGCGGGAGAGUUUCUGAGAAACGUGUUGGAAGUCUACUUUAAAAAGAAGAGCCGCCGCGGUCAGGUUCACAACUCGAAUGGUGGCAGCCUCCAAGCGCAUCUGCCCUUCCUCGCGUUAAUCUUGACAUGUCUGAGGGGACAGGAUGAACAACGGGAAGGAUUGUUGGCCUCGUUACUUACACAAUUUACUCAAAUUUUGGCCCUGGCCAAACUUCCGGAGGUGGAUCCUCAGUCUCCGUCUCUCCGUGACGUGCUCCGCCUUCGCCUCAGUUUGGUUGGAGGCAUGUUUGACGCGAUUCAACGAAGUAGCACAGCAACGGCAGAGUGGGCCGUUGUAUUGGCGCAAUUGGUGACACAUGGCGUAGUCGAUUUAAACAAUAACAAUGAUAUUUUCCCAACCGUAAUCGACAUGGUCACAGCGCUCGUUCAUUCCACACAAAUAGCUGAACCUGGUGAUAGAAUCGAAGAAAUGAAGAGACAAAAUAUGAAUUUGAUAAAAAAGCUGAAAAAGGAAUUAUCUGACAAGGACACCGACUCGAUAAAACCGCUGCGGCAACUCCUCCCAUUCUCAAAAGUUCAAGUUGACAUCAUUGUGACAACGGCCACUUCAAUGAUUAUCGACUCGAAGGGAAAUCGUGUCCAAAGUUUUGAAUAUGUGGAUAAGAAACCGGGUCUUCAAGUCUGGGAGAAGCAGCGCGUCUCGCCUUGGGAAAUUAUUGAAGGUCAAAAGAACCCCGCCCAACUUUCCUGGGGAUGGUUUGGUGCCGUAAAAAUGGAACGAAAACCACUCCGUUACGAAGAAGCCCACCGAUUUUUACGCUUCCACUCGCACAACAUGAUGAAGUCUAAUACCCACUUUUUAGAACCCGUCCCCCUCCCCCCGGAGGAUGUGGAUGUACGGCACGAAAUCAUAAUUAAGGAAGAACAUCUCAUGAAACCAGAGCAAUCUCCCAUGUCUUCGGAUCAAAGUCCGAUAAUUUUACAAAUGCCGGGCAACGGGCGAACUAACGUGCGGCCUAAAGCGCCAAGGAAGAAGAGACAAUCAAAAGCUGCCCUAGCUCUCGCAGCCGCAGCGGCGAGUCAACCCCCACCGCCAGCCAUUCCAAGUCCAAGCUUACCUCCGCAGAUGCCUCCAGUUCCGUCGGUGAGGGUGAAUUCGUUUAAUCCACCCCAAAUACAAAAUCAGAUGGCUCCCGUUCCAGUGCCAAAUUCCGGUCCGCCACCAAACUACCCACAAGGGGCGAAUCCGCAAGGAUGGUAUAAUGGAAAUCCGAACCAACAACAACAGCAACCACCACCACAGCAGCAGCAACAGUUCUUUGGUCAAGGACCGACUGGGCAAGGGCCUGGUCCAGGACGACCUCCGAAACAAGUCUUGAACCAAAUGCUGCGAGCACGACAUCACGCUGGCGGAAUGCCCCCACAACCACCACCCAACCAAUUUAGUCAAUUUCCUCAAAAUCCUAGUGGUGUAGGACCAGGCGGGCAACAAGUUGGUGGACCAAGACAACAAAACAUUUUACGGCAACAUUUACGCGGUCAGCAGCAGCCCGGUGUGAUGCAGAACCAAAACUUUCAGGGACAACAAGGCCAACCAGGGAUUCAACCUAAUCCGAACCAACAGGGGAUGAUGUUUCAGCAACAACAGCAGCAAGGAGGAAUGAACCAAAACUACGCCUUCAACCAGCCCAACAUGGGUGCUCAAGGGUCAAACAUUAACCCCAACGUGAUGAACCAACAACCACAAACGAACGUUCAACUAAACCAAAUGCUUGGCGCUCGUGGCGUCGUCAGUGGCGGUGGUGCUCCCCCAAAUCAAGACAUUUCCAACUUUAUGCAACAAGGCGGUGUUGGCGUUGGAGGUCAACAACGCCCCCAAAUGGUGGUAGGUCAACAAAGGACUGCAUUCAUGCAACAACAACAAGGCGUCGGAGUGGGUGGACCUCAGGGACAAAUGGCUUAUCGAAUGCAAAUGGGCGGUGGCGGAGGAGUACCCCCAGGACAAAUGGGGAUGCAGAAUCCGAAUCAAAUGGGUCAAGGAAUGGUUAGUGGCGGCGGCAUGCAACCAAAUCAGAUGAACCAAAUGGGAAAUCAAGUCGGAGGAAUGGGUCCUGGAAUGCAGCAGGGACAAAUGGGCGGUCAAAUGCAGCAAAAUCCCAAUAUGACAGGAGUCCAGCGUGUCCGACAAUUCGUGAUGCAGCAACAGCAACAACAACAGCAAGGAAUGGGCGGGAUGGGUGGGGGCCCUCAAAGAAUGCAAUACCAAAAUCAAGGUCCUGGACCUGGAGGCUACUGACGAUAACUUUACCUCUGCGGAUUAGGUUAACGGAUAUUAUUCUUAUAUUAAUUCACGAAAAAUCAAUGCAUUUCAGUCAAAACACUACUAACUAAAUACGGACAAGGAAACCUUUGCAUAAUAAGUAGUUACUAAAACUUAAGUGAUAUCAAAUUACUAAUUUUACGGUUGUUUUUUAACCUGACUGAUAAACGUGUGUACAAUGUAAUUGUGGCAUUUCGUAUUUAUUAAGGCAUGUAUUUCUCGGCAUUUUUUUUCCUCCUUCUGACCACUCCUUGAAAUAACUUGGCUGUCUUCCGACGACAGAAUUCUGUCUUAUUCUUGUUCUGGCUGGGUCGAACUUUUACCCCUUUUUCUUCAAAAAUUAUGCACGUACGUAAUAAUGAUACCGCGACAUUUAGCUAACCAUACUUAACUAAUCUCGCUCUUUGGUGGGAGAAGAAAAAGACAAAUUUUAAACGUUUUGUUGAUUAAUUAAUUAAUUACUGAUACUCAUUCAACUUUUACCUGGACUUUAGGCUAAAUAGUUAAUUAAUUGACAUGAUUACGAGUCUCUGAUUGAAAAUUGUCCAUAAUUAUGUACAGAAGAUGAGCGGAAAAAUUGUAAUAAUUUAUAUACUUAACAUUGCGUUUUUUUAAAGACCGGAUUGCAUUUACACCUACCGACCUAUACCUAAAUACCUUGAAGGAAACGAUACAAUGAAGAAAAAUAUGCACGUUAAUUAAGUUUAAGUAAUUAAUAAUUAAAAAUAAGAACUUGUACAAAAUCGUGUCACUCUCUUAAUUCUGUUAUUAUUAUUGUUACUGCCCGUUGUUCAUUGUUGACCAGACUUAAUUAUUAUCUAGUUUAAAGAGGAGGAGGAAGAAAAUCUGUAUUUUUCAUCACAUUUUAUUGCUAUUAAUCAAACAUCACAUCGAAGAUGGGUUAAAUUAGUUAUUUAAUUAUGUUGUAUAGUUAAACUAAAUGAUAGUAUGUAACUAGUUAAUUAUGUAUGUACUAACUAACUGUAACUGGGUUAUAGUAUUGGUAUUAUUAUAUUAUACGAGGAAGAAUUGAUAUACGAUGUGUAAGUAACUUAUAUUUCACGACUUGCACCAUGAUUUAUCUAUGGCGCAAGUUAGAACCGAGUGCAGAUUAAGGUUUAAUUAACUAACACUAAAUUUAACGUUGUUAAAUGAAAGAACAGAUGAAUUUUUUAUGAAAUAUGGAAAAGGAUACAUAAAAUGAAUAAAAAUGCAAUACUUUGAAAUGAA